AUGUCGAAAUCGACCAAAUCCGAGCUCUAUCUCAAAGAGCUCGAUUCGGCACGAUUGCGCGGCAACUGGCUCAGCGAACAACCAAGCCAGUCUGGCAAGCCCUUGCCUUGGACCGAGCUUCUGCGCAAGUUUACCAAGCACAACUCCGACAAACCUUCCGUUGCUGCACUUGCAACACUCGAAUACGAGCUCAAGGCCGCCAUCCACAACUUCCACGUCGACUCGGCCUACACGGAUGCCUCGCACCUGGACGACUACAAACUGCAUCCACGUGCCGCAGAUGCCACCCUUUUCCCACCUGUGAUGCGUGUUGGCGAUGAGGGCGUUGGCUGGUCUACAGAGAAUGUCGCUCAAAUCGCUGACCGCGUCCUUGAGUACGCCGACAGUGCCAACCGUCUUGCUGCGAUUUCAUUGCGUGCCUUGGCCCUCUUUACCCUCGGCCAUGACGACGAAGCGGUUGACAUUUUGCACCGUGAAGAGUUUAUGGAAACCGCCAGUGAAUCAGCAGCUGCUCCCGAAAUCCACAACGCCGCGCUCACAGGCCUCGUCAUUCAGGGUUUUACCGUCUACGGUAUGGCCAAUGAGCGUCUUCUCGUCUCCAAAAACGAGCCAGGCUACGCCCCUUUUGCCCUUGCUGGCUUCGCUCGCGCUAUCGAGCUUCACGAGGUCGUGCGUGGCGGCAAAAAGGCCAAUGCACUCCGCGGUCUCCCCGCUGACGAGAUUGAGAGGUGGGCGGAGGUUGCUCUCUACCGCAACGCGCUCCUCUCGAUCCGUGCAGGCGAGCCUGUGCAGAGCCUCAAUGCCCUUCGUUCCUACCAGGCACACGCCAGUCGCUGGCACAACGAGUUCCGCCUACCGCAGCGCAACGUCAUUCACCGCUAUUACCUCCGCGUGCUCAACCGCUCCGCCGAGCUAGGUACCUACGUCGAUCCACCAGAGUUGCCUCCACCCAGCCGUGACGAUUGGAGAAGCAAAGCGUACCAGCUCUCCGUUGUGGCCACCGUGGCCUCGCGCGUCCAGAUCCGAGACUACGAGUCGGAACGUCUGCACCGUGACCCUGCCGCCAAGCGCAUCGCUCCUACCUUUUCCUCGCUCCGAGUCUCCUCACGCACCGUCUCAAAGCGCCGACCCAACGCCUACCGCGAGCUGCGUGCACCCACUGUUUCGUGGUCCAACGAAUCGCUCACAGCUCAAAAGGCCGCUUUCAACUCGUUGCAAAAGUCAACAGCGUUCCCCAAAGCCAACCACAUCAACAACGAGGUGCUCGACUUUGCCGACGAGAUGGUCAAGGCAUGGGAGAUCAAUGGCGAGCUAGGAGGCGAGCAGGCUGACGAUGUUGCCGAAAUCCUCCAUGGCCUUGUCCAGCUCACCUUUCACUCGCAGCGCAUCGCACGCUAUCUCGUGCGCCUGCUCUUCGCCGCCGAAUGCUUCGACGAGGCUAAGCGUGCUUUGCAGACGUAUGCACAGCUCGUCGACAAGGCGAGGCAGGCUGACGCGAGCGCCGAGGCUAACAUUUCUGGCCUCAAGGCACACAACAAGGAGAAUGGUGAGGCUCAGCCCGAAAAUCAGCAGCAGCAGCACCCCAAAGACGCCGAAGCCACAUCUUCCAAGGAUCACGACAGCGACGAGGUCUACGCGAACACGCUCGCGCAAGGCGCCUAUCUGGUGGGGCGCCACUGCAACGAUUUUACGCUCGCCGACAAGAUGGCGUCCAAGGCGCUCGACGUGGUUCAAGAUGCAAACGGCCAGUACAAGCCUACUUUGCAGCAGAACGCCGUGUUGCUCGCCCGGCUCAAGCGUGUCAGUGGCUACGCCAAGUCUGGUCUGGCCAUCCAGCUGGCCGAUCCAGUGCGAAGGCCCGUGUUACAGUCGCAAGCACUCGCUGAACUCACCGAGGCUACACAGCUGGACGACCAGUCCUCUGAGGCCUUCUACCAGCUCGCCUUCCUGCAAACCGAGCUACGCGAUGUGCACUCUGCGCUUCAAUCUGCACGCAAGGCGGUCGAGCUCGAGCCCGCGGAUGUCGAAUCUUGGCACCUUCUUGUUCUACUGCUGUCGGCACAGAAAAAGUACAAGGAUGCAUUCAAGAUUGCCGAGGUGGCGCUCGACGAAUGCGACAAGGACGACAGUGGCGUCAGCACGGGAACUGUCAAUGGAUCGUCACCAGCCAACUUUGCGGGCUCGCAGCUGCUGAGCGUCGACUACCCGCCACGCCCUCUGGAGAGGAACGAGUCGAUCUUGCGUCUCAUGGUGACCUACAAUGCAUUGGAGGAGCUCAAUGAUGGGGUCGAAAGCGCCAUCGCCGGACAGAAGGAACUCUUCUCCUACUUCCACCGUGUCUUCCCCUACGCAGCAGUCGCAGCGGCUUCGGCUUCCGCGUCGUCAGCUGGUGGCACACAAGGAGAAGGCGACAACCCACGCGCAUCACAGGACUUGGGCGGCUUGCGACGCUACGGCUCGCUUGCAGCGGUGGGCGGUGAUAACAGCAACGACACGAUACUCGCACGCUCGCACACAACAGCCGGUCGCUCACGAUCAUACGCGCACAGGUCCACCAGCGCUGCUGGCGCUGUGCAGAAAGGCAACGCGGCCAUCUUGCCAGGCAUGCAGUUUGGCGAAGGAGACCAGGAUCUCUCGCACUCUGGCGCUGAACGCAAGCUGCAACAUCUCAAGAGGCAAUCCAUCGCUCUGGCUAAGAUCUGGCUGCACUCGGCGGCGAGCUUCCGACGUGCUGGCCAGCUCAAGGAGAGUCGAUCUGCGAUCCAAGAGGCGGAACGACUGCAACCGGGAUUGGCAGAUGUGUGGGUGCAGCUGUCGCUCUACUUUGCCAACAAUGGAUCAAACCGACUGGCAGUCGACUCGCUGUACAAAGCAUUGGCAUGUUCUGCAACCGACGUCGCUGCCUCGGUGCACCUUGCUCGCCUGUUCCUCGCCGAUCCUGAGCUUAAGCCUAAGCGCCUCGCCGACGUGGCGCAUGCAAGUGUUGCUGCUGCCACACCCACUGCGCCGAAGCACGGCUACGAGUCGGCCGCUGAAGCGACGCUGAGUGCGAAAGCACAGGAUCUGUCAUCGGUUAGCUUGGCCGAGGGUCUACUGACCACCACGACCAAGGGCGCUGGUUGGGAUACGAGCGAGGCAUGGCUCUUCCUGGGCCAGGCGGUACAGAGAAGUCAGCGAGCGCAAAGGGCGAGAGAGUGCUUUGAGUAUGCGCUCCAGCUCGAAAACACCAAGCCUAUCCGUCCACUUACCACGGCCUUGCUGCGAUGA
Mycosarcoma maydis (corn smut) is the source of this 3267-nucleotide messenger RNA. RefSeq lists its product as uncharacterized. The coding region runs from base 1 to 3267 and encodes 1088 amino acids. The transcript has 3 exons. The record is from RefSeq and is a predicted model, not a curated record. Gene Ontology annotation, molecular function: protein binding. NCBI's taxonomy places the organism in Eukaryota, Fungi, Basidiomycota, Ustilaginomycetes, Ustilaginales.